UCUUGUCCUUUAUGUUCGUGACGUCACACAAAGAGAGGCGACUCUCUGGGCGGCCCCUGGCCCCAGAGGGGGCGGGUAUCACUUAGUUCCAGCCUUCCGUAUUAAUAUCGAGGAUGUCGGCUGGUUCCCAAGACGUUGCUCCGUCGCUUCCAACAUGUCUAGCGUUGGCCUCUGUUUCCCUUAUGUGUUUCGUGGCCGGGUUUGGGACCGGGGCGGAGUUUGUUCGUUUUUUGUCGUUUGGGACGAUCUUUAAGAAUUUCAGCGGAGGGCUGGAGGGUGAUCUUCCUCCACUGUCAUGGCGUGAAGCAGUUGGUGACACGCAGGUUUAUCGAGCUCUCGGUAUAGAUGCUGCUCUGCUCAUACUGUUUGUGCUGCAGCACAGCGUCAUGGCAUGGCCAUCAGUCAAGGGAGCCGUAACACAAGUGUUUGGUGUUCUCAAUCGCUCACUGUACAUCCUCUGUACAGCCAUCUCCCUGCAGGCGCUUAUGUAUUACUGGCAGCAGUGCCACCGUGGCCCCUAUCUAUGGAGUGCGUCUUCUGACCAGUGGAACCUGUGGCUCCCUCUGAUUUGCGCCCUCCUGCACACUGUAUCCUGGCUGCUGAUAUUUAGUGUCCUGCUCAUCUUCGACUACGCAGAGCUUAUGGGUAUCAAGCAGGUUUAUUAUCACUGCUUUGGGAUGGGUGACCCACUCUCUCAUAAAGCUCCUCGUGUUGCCCGUCUCUACGCUCAUCUCAGACACCCCAUUUAUCUGGAGCUCCUGGUGAUCAUGUGGGCAGUGCCCGCUCUCUCUCCUGACCGCCUGCUCCUCUCCUCGUUUCUUACACUUUACCUCUCCCUGGUUCACCGACUUGACGUGCAGGACUACACUUACUUAAGUUCUCAGCUGGAGAAGAAGUUUCUGCUCUUUUCACGCGAGGAGGAGAACGGGAGGGGAGAAUUAUGGAAAAAAGAAUGAGGGGGGAUUAGACAGGGAAUCCCAUGAGUAAAAUCAGAAUGGAAAAAAUGCAAGGAAGAAAACAAUAUAAAGGGGGUAGGGAAAUAGAUAAAAAGAGAGUGUAUAAGAAAGAAUUGACUGAUAUAGAAAGCAUAAGAGUGAGCUGGUUAAGUUAGAAAUGUCAGACUAGAUGGGGAAUGGAAAUUUUUAGGAACAGAGAGGCAACCAUAAGAGGUUUAACAACUUCAAGGCAAGUGGCCGGCAUUUUACCAUGUUCUGCCUUCUUUUGAAAGUGGAUUAUUUUAUUCUCUGCCCACGCAUUUCGUGUAAUUCCACUUUUUCCAAAAAUAAAUUCUAACAGGAAUGGGAUAAAAGACGUAUUCAUGGACUACACCUUUUGAUUGCAAGAUUGGGAAGGUACCCAUUUUCUUGAAGACAGUGCCAGACAGAUCUUUCCGUUAUCUGUUUAUUAAUCUGGUUUUAAAGCCACAGUCUGAAAAAUGAGUGAAUGCAUGGAUCUUCAGCACCUGCUGUAUUAUGGGAGAUCCCUGAACAGUCUGCUAAACCACCGACGUAACGCGCUUCGCUGCAAAUUACAAACAGGAGUGUCUUUUAUCGCUAAACCUCACAAAGAUCUAGAGCUAUCCAAUUUGGAUUACUAACAGGUCUUUUAAAUGUGUUUUUACUUGUGUUAUAUUUUACAGAUGUCUAUAUAUACAUUUUUUUUAAUGCUUUUUUUUGCUUACAAUUUUUUUAUCCUUGAUAUAAAUUUACAGAGGAAAGAAAAAAAACAUUUUAAGGCAAAACACAUUUUAUGAUUUUAGGCUGUAAAUUCAUAUAUUUUAUUAUUGCAAAUAAAACGUUCAAUUAAUUGGUC
Molecule: messenger RNA, 1812 nt
Organism: Bombina bombina (fire-bellied toad)
Lineage: Eukaryota; Metazoa; Chordata; Amphibia; Anura; Bombinatoridae
Gene: NRM
Product: nurim
Exons: 4
Coding region: 114-956 (280 amino acids)
Cellular component (GO): nuclear membrane
Source: RefSeq, a predicted model, not a curated record